This is a messenger RNA of Bombus terrestris (buff-tailed bumblebee), 1878 nucleotides long. RefSeq names its product GRIP and coiled-coil domain-containing protein. Lineage: Eukaryota; Metazoa; Arthropoda; Insecta; Hymenoptera; Apidae. The transcript has 8 exons. The record is from RefSeq and is a predicted model, not a curated record. The coding region runs from base 1 to 1764 and encodes 587 amino acids.
AUGGAUGGAGAAUGUAGUGUGUAUCCUACAACAGCAUGUAAAAAAUGUAAUGUAUACAAUAACAUUGCUAAAUAUUGUCACUGUGCCCGCAAAAUUUUGUCUUUAAAAGACCAAUGCAAUAGUUUCAACUGCACUGAAAAAUGCAUAUCACAUGAUAGUAUUAAAAAGAGAAUACCAUGUAAUAUUAUAACAUGCAAAACACGCAAAAAAUUAAAUUUUUAUAAGAAGGUUCCCUCAACUGAAGUUCAUACAGAUUUGAAGGAUGAAGUUAAUAUAAUAAAUGAUGCAAUUGGUAAAAAGUUGAAAGAACCAGAAAAACAAAGUCAAUCUGAUCAAGUAGACUUAACUUCACAAUUUUAUAAAAUGUAUACUCAAGACAAAAUAAUUGAUACAUACGAAGAGAAAAGCGAGCAAACCAUUCCAACAAAAGAUAAUUUUCACAUUGAAUUAAAUAUAAAUGAAGCGGCAAAGCAGGAAACAUUUCAAAUAGAAAUAGAUGAAAGCAUUUCAAAUGAAUUAGGGAAAAUUGAUUCCAUUAUAGCAGAUAUUUGUGCAAAAGACAAGAAAAUUUUCGAAAGAAUUCAAAAGGAUCUUUUAACUGAAAAAAAACGCACUAAAGAACUCGAAGAAAGAUUGAAAUCUUUAACUUGCAGUCUAAAUUGUUUGAAAGAAGGUAGUGAACAAAGGGCAGUUUGUUUAAAAGAUGUAUUAGUAACAGCUGAAGAACAAAGAAAUGUUGCAAUGGACUUAGUGAAACAAUCAAAAAAUCAAGCAGAUUUAGUCAAAACAGAUAGGGAUGAAUUAUUAAAUGAGAUUUCAAAAUUACAACAACAGAUAAUUGAAGUUGCACAUAAAAAUACAGAUCUGUUGCAAGAACGUGACAAUUUAAAGAGCAAAUUACAAUCUUUAUCAGAGGAUGAAUCUAAAAGGUGUGAGGAGGUUAAAAAAGAAGUGAAUAAAAUGAAACAUGCUGUAAAAGAAAAAGAAAAUGCUUUAAAUAGGGAGAGAGCAGAAUUUAUGGAUAUGAUUUUAGAACUUACAAACGUAAUUAAUAUACAAAAGAGACGAAUAUGUGAAGUAAGUGGUAUAUGUAAUAGUCAACUACAUAGCAUACAUGAAAGAAAUGAAGAAUUAUCUCAAAAGAACAUCGAGAUAUCGGAGAUGAAAAAUAUGUUACAAUCAAGUAACUCUACUUUUAAAGAAAUGGAGGAGAAAAUAGAUCAUUUGCAAUAUUGUUUAUGUGAAGAAACAACGACUUGUAACCAACUGAAACAAGAAUUAGAAACUUUCAAGGAAAAUCAUUUAUCUGAAUUGAGAAUAAAAGACAAAAUUAUAGAGGAACAAAAUAAAACAAUUUCAAAACAAAAGAAGUUAUUACAUGACAGUGAAGUGAUGGUCCAGCAAGUUGCUUCCGAAUUUAAUGAGCUUAAAGAUGAAUUACACAAAGAAAGAGAGAAAAAUGAAUCUUUGCAAAUAACAUUGAAUGAGAAUGAUACCAAAUUAAGCAAGAUAUAUUUAUCGCAAUGUGAAAAAUGUAGAACACUUAUAGUUGAAAUAGAUUAUUUAAAAAAAGAGAAACAGAAGGCAAUAGCACUUGCAAAAUUUGCUUAUCAAAAGUUGCAUCAAUCUAUGAAAGAAUAUAAAAAGAGACUCAUUUGUGAGAAACAGCAACACAGGUACAUGGCAUUGAUUAUUGAGGAAAGAGAACAUGAGAUAGGAUGUUUGAGGAAUCAAAUUUAUCAGAAUAACAUGAGAAUUAUUUAAAAAAGAAAUAGUUAUGUAGUAUGCAGACAAUUAAAUUUAGUUGUAAUUGUUUAUAUGAUUAUGAAGUUUUUUAAUAUACUCAAUAGAAUUAUAUAUGAAUAAAUAUUUACUAGU